This is a messenger RNA of Ochotona curzoniae (black-lipped pika), 1535 nucleotides long. It is a transcript of the gene RAD51, whose product is annotated as RAD51 recombinase. Gene Ontology annotation, biological process: reciprocal meiotic recombination; mitotic recombination; mitotic recombination-dependent replication fork processing. Gene Ontology annotation, cellular component: condensed nuclear chromosome. Bases 3 to 1022 code for a protein of 339 amino acids. Gene Ontology annotation, molecular function: ATP hydrolysis activity; double-stranded DNA binding; single-stranded DNA binding. The transcript has 9 exons. The record is from RefSeq and is a predicted model, not a curated record. NCBI's taxonomy places the organism in Eukaryota, Metazoa, Chordata, Mammalia, Lagomorpha, Ochotonidae.
UGAUGGCUAUGCAGAUGCAACUGGAAGCAAAUGCUGAUACUUCAGUGGAAGAAGAAAGCUUUGGCCCACAACCUAUUUCACGGUUAGAGCAAUGUGGUAUAAAUGCCAAUGAUGUGAAGAAAUUGGAAGAAGCUGGAUUUCAUACUGUGGAAGCUGUUGCCUAUGCACCAAAGAAGGAGCUAAUAAAUAUUAAAGGAAUUAGCGAAGCAAAAGCUGAUAAAAUUCUGGCUGAGGCAGCUAAAUUAGUUCCAAUGGGUUUCACUACUGCAACUGAAUUCCACCAGAGACGAUCAGAGAUUAUACAGAUUACCACUGGCUCCAAAGAGCUGGACAAACUGCUUCAAGGUGGGAUUGAGACUGGAUCCAUCACUGAGAUGUUUGGAGAAUUUCGAACUGGGAAGACCCAGAUUUGUCACACGCUGGCUGUUACAUGCCAGCUUCCCAUUGACCGAGGCGGAGGUGAAGGAAAGGCCAUGUACAUUGAUACCGAAGGUACCUUUAGGCCAGAGCGGCUGCUAGCCGUGGCGGAGAGGUAUGGCCUGUCUGGCAGUGAUGUUCUAGAUAAUGUGGCAUAUGCACGAGGGUUCAACACAGACCACCAGACGCAGCUCCUUUAUCAAGCAUCAGCCAUGAUGGCAGAGUCCAGGUAUGCACUGCUUAUUGUAGACAGUGCCACUGCCCUCUACAGAACAGACUACUCGGGUCGAGGUGAGCUCUCAGCCAGGCAGAUGCACUUGGCCAGGUUUCUGCGGAUGCUUCUGAGACUCGCUGAUGAGUUUGGUGUAGCAGUGGUAAUCACCAACCAGGUGGUAGCUCAAGUGGACGGAGCAGCCAUGUUUGCUGCUGAUCCUAAGAAGCCUAUUGGGGGAAAUAUCAUAGCCCACGCAUCCACUACCAGACUGUACCUGAGGAAAGGAAGAGGGGAGACCAGGAUCUGCAAAAUCUACGACUCCCCCUGUCUCCCUGAAGCUGAGGCCAUGUUUGCCAUCAACGCGGAUGGAGUGGGAGAUGCCAAGGACUGAACACUGGUUUUUCCUGCGCUAAACCUUAUGUGCUCUGCCAGCGCCAGCUCCCUGGGGUUCUUCAAAGGCCUCUACCUGUUGUGACUGCCUGGGAAAGGCUUCCAAAACACCCACUGUGUUAACUUUUCUGAUGGUAUAAACAGGAGGCAGGUCAGUAUUCACACACUGAUUUGUAAUGUUUGUUCCUUAUGUACUAAAUUAAUUUCUGCAAUUGCUCUGGAGGAGAGGUAUGAACUACCUGUGGCAGUGUCUUGAAAUCAGCUCGGGUCUAACAGUCAUCUGUUGGACAACAGUAGGUCUCUAUGAAUUGAAACUGGGAGACCUGACUGCUCCCUUCUGAGAGAUGGUAAAGCAAAAUGCUUGAACUCCGUAGUAAAGGAGUUGAGUCCCCUCACAGAUUUUUUCUUUCAGGCAAACUCUCCCAAUCAGAAGUACACCUUUAAUUUCAUGCCUAAACUGGGACAUAAAAAUUGGUUUUCUGUUAAGGGAUUUGGAUGAGACCUGCUGUCAGCC